UUGAGCACGAGCAAGAUGGCAGCCUCCGAGACGGUUAGGCUACGGCUUCAAUUUGAUUACCCUCCUCCAGCUACCCCGCAUUGCACGGUCUUCUGGCUUCUGGUCGACCUAAACAGAUGCCGAGUCGUCACGGAUCUCAUCAGUCUCAUCCGCCAGCGAUUCGGCUUCAGUUCUGGGGCCCUUCUAGGUCUCUACCUGGAGGGGGGGCUCUUGCCCCCGGUCGAGAGCGCGCGCUUGGUGAGGGACAACGAUUGCCUCAGAGUUAAGUUAGAAGAGAGAGAAAUUCCUGAGACUUCUGUAGUAGUCAGUAAUGGAGAUGAUAUUCCUUUACCAUCUAGAAAAGCAAAGAAGCGGGCUUAUAAGUUGGAGGAGGAUGAAGAAUCAGAACUAGGUUAUAGAUAUUCAAAGAAGCAGUGGAAGAAGCAAGACAACAAUAAUAUUAAUGAGAAGGUCGUGGAUCUGGAACCAAAAGCUGUCACAGAACAGACUGGGAAGAAAAAAGGCAAGAGAAAAAAUAAAGCAACAUGUUGCCCAGUAGAUAAGGAGGAAGAAGACACCAAAAAGAGAACACCAAAGAAAAAGGAGAAAUAUGAAAAUAAAAAACAGACCAAGAAUUCCAAGUGUCCUAAAGCACAGAUGUCAAAAGAGGGGAUCACCCAGAAGUAUACUCCUCAGAAAGGUUCUGCUAAAAACAGUCUUGUGAAAGUCAGAAGAAAAGGUGGGAGAGUCACAAGUUCAAAAGACAGCCCCAAUUCCUCCUCGGAGUCUGAGUCUAGUUCUAGUCCGGAUUCGAACAGUGAUGAUAUCAGCAAUGUCACAUUGGAGGUUAGAAAUUCUUCAGAGAAACUAUCAACUGAGUUAUCAAAAGAAGGACCUUUUACAAAAAAUACAGUUGUAAACAAACUGGUUGCAAAAGCUGCCAUUACCACCAGCAAAGGCAAGAUCAGAGCCUCAUCUUCUAGUUCAGAUUCCGCUUCAGAUUCAGAGGAGCAGUGCAUUGUGUCCAAGAGCACUCCGGAGUAUGCUACAGAUUUCCUAAAGACAGUAGGCCUCUUUUCAGGAAGGGGCUGUCCAGGUCCAGGGCUGACAGUACAGACUCCAAGUUCCAUAGGGUGGAAAUUUUGGGAAUCAAAUACUAGCAAACAGGCUCCUGGUCCUCUUCCCAGUGUGUCUCUCCCCACCAGUUUAGGAAGAGGAUGGGGGAGAGGAGAGGACCUUCUUUCUUGGAAGGGAACAAGAGGUCGGGGCAUGCGAGGGAGAGGUCGAGGACGAGGGCAUGCUGUUUCCUGUGUUUUAAAUACUAGCACUGAAUAUCAGAAGCAGCAGCAAUUAAAUGAGAUAGUAACAAAUUCAUCUACUAUUAUCCAGAAUCCAGUAGCAAUACACAAGAAGGACUAUAGUCUAUUACCACUGUUAGCAGCUGCCCCUCAAGUCGGAGAGAAGAUUGCAUUUAAGCUUUUGGAACUAACAUCUGAUUACUCUCCUGAUGUCUCUGACUACAAGGAAGGAAAAAUAUUAAGCCACAAUCCAGAGACCCAGCAAGUAGAUAUAGAAAUUCUCUCAUCCUUACCUGCCUUGAAAGAACCUGGGAAAUUUGAUUUGGUUUAUCACAAUGAAAAUGGAACCGAGAUAGUUGAGUAUGCUGUGACACAGGAGAGGAAGAUCACGGUUUUUUGGAGAGAGUUGAUUGAUCCAAGACUGAUUCUUGAAUCUCCAAGUACCACCUCAAGUAUAGAACAUGUCUGAGGAUGACCUUUCCACCUCAUAGUUUAUAAAUGUCUUUUUUGUGAAAGUGACUAUAACCUGAACUUUUUUUUUUUUUUUAAAGAGCAUUUGAAAGUCUGGAUUUUUUGUUAUCUUCAUUUGCCUGCAUAGGGGAAAAAAAAAAAUCUACCUCAUCAUUUAAAAUAAUAUGGGUGGUUUGUAGACCCCCUGAUUUUUCUUCAAGUUGAUUUCAGUUAACAAAAGUUAGAACUUGACAUUCCCUGCAGACAUUGUUAUAUCCCGAUAGUCUGGUUUCUUCUCAUUUUCUAUUUUUUUGACCAUUGAGUAGUGAUUGUCAGUAGGAGUUUAUAAUACCAAGUACAAGAAUGUGCUGUGUAUCUUGUUUCAAUAAAUUUCAUUAAGUAACAUUUUAAAAUAUUAAAGCAUGUUGCUUGAAAUUUUUUAACAUUUGAGUUGUUCCAUUAAACAUGGAGCAUCUUAUAAAUUUCAAGUAUGUUAUACUUGAAAUUGCCAAGAGUUAACAGAUAGUUGGGUUUGUUGCAGACAGUGGGUUCAAGAAUCCUUUCACAUUUUCCUAAUUUAAAAAUUAAGGAUUCUCAGGACCCUCUGUAAGAGCAGUGUGCCUGGAGGAGAACUGUGUUACCUUGGGUAGGGGAUUUGCUGUGGGACUUAAGACCACGGAACAUGUUAUCUUGCUACAAGAUGCCAGGCACCUGCUCAGUGGGUUGGAGUGAGGAUCUUGAACAGAAACUUCCUUUUUUUUUCCUGUUAUUACUCAAUACAAAGCAAAAAUGGCUAAAUAUAUACUGUGAAAAAGGCUUUCUUCUAACAAAAGAUCAGAUCCUCCUUCAGCUUUGCAAAUUUUUAAAUAAAAUCAUAUUGAACAUAA
Messenger RNA from Marmota flaviventris (yellow-bellied marmot), 2614 nucleotides. RefSeq names its product coilin (gene Coil). Gene Ontology annotation, cellular component: Cajal body. Gene Ontology annotation, molecular function: U2 snRNA binding; U1 snRNA binding. Gene Ontology annotation, biological process: spliceosomal snRNP assembly. The record is from RefSeq and is a predicted model, not a curated record. Lineage: Eukaryota; Metazoa; Chordata; Mammalia; Rodentia; Sciuridae.